AUGUUUUGGCAUCAAACUAACGAAAGAACGUUUCGCAUAAUUUUAAGCCUUUUUCUUCGUGCGUUUUUUUUUCUACCCGUCUGCUAUGGCUUCGCUGUAUCCAAUGGGGACCGCAGCCUAAUUCCCAAUGGCCCGUGGACAAAACAAAACAACCCAUGCGGAGUGAAAAGAAUAAGCCCGAUUAAGAUAAACGGGAAAAGUGGGAAGAAACUUUACUCCAUAAAAAUAACCCAUUUAACAGAAAAUAAAAUCCCAGAGGAGUACUUCAAGUAUAACCUUCCUCCCGAGCCGAUAUACCCUUACAUCACCGUGCCUAAUAAUUUAUACACAAGGCAAAAAAAGGAUGAGCAUGCCGAUGGAGAGAAUCCCCCAAAUGGAGGUAACAAGCUGGAUGGUGAAGAAUACCCAGACAGUGCGAUAGAGAUAGGAAAGAUGUCCUCGGAGGAAUUCUCAAAAUUGAAUGAAGAAAAAAAAAAAAAAAUGAAAGCUUUGCCUGAAGCAACUAUUGAGGAUUACAUUGAGGAUACGAAUUUUAGGAAGUAUAUCCAUCCGUGUUUGGUUAAAAAAGUUUCUGGAAAGGAUAGACAGAAGAUACAUCACUCUCUGUUGUCCCUUAUCGACCCCAAGGUAGAAUAUUCCAUGGUAGAUUGCUUUGAUGAAAAUGAUGAAGAAAAUGAUUUAACCGAAUAUGACGCAACGUUCAGGGGAAUAGCACCUUGGCCCAGCACGGAUGAACUAAGAAGGAAUGAUAACGACUACCAAUUUGAGAAAACAGAUCUGGAGGUGGAGUACAACAUAACGUAUGACAAAACGGGGUACCGGGAGUUUAGGAAUAAGCUGCUUGCGGAACAGUUGCACGAUGGUGGAAGGGAGGGAAAUAGGGAAGGAGAUGAAACGAGCACCGAGCCGGGAGAAGCAACUAAUGGGAAGAAAUACCGAACCGAUGGAGAACCACUUGGUGGUCAGGCGAAUGUAGAUGCCCCUGCUACUGUAUCCGUGGAAGACAUAAGAAAAUUGUACUUCAAGAAGGAGAUAAAAACGCUGAGGGAGGCGAAGGAAGAAAUGGCAAAAUGGGAAGAACGAAAAGAAUCCUCAAGGAGUACAUGGACAUUGACAGAGGACGAACUGAAGUUACUCCCCGAUAAGUUCAGGAAACUGUACGAGGAGAAGAGAAGGGAGAAGUUGGAGAAAUUAAAGGAGGACAAGCGGAAGGAGGAAGCGAAGCGGAGGGGGGAGUUGCAGGACGAGUUCUCCUUAUGGGAUGAGAAGGGGCUAUCGAGUAUUGAGAAGUUGCGCGGAGAGGAGUGCGGCGAAAUGAGGUGUGAAGAGAGCACCGAUAGGAACAGUGAAAGCACCGUAGAUGUGGUGCCAAACGGAGGGGAAUCUUCCCCAACGAAUGGAGAGCACAAUCUCCAAAAUGUUAGAUUACUUGAAGAAAACGUACUAUAUACAAAGGCCAAGUCACCCGUGGAAAAUAUGUUAUACGAGUGGGACGAUUCGCUGAAUUGUAAAUGGAGAAAGAGAGCUGAAGAAGUGAUACGUGAUGUCAUCAUGUAUGAUUAUCCUAUGAAGGAAGUUAGGAGACCAUCCAAAUUAGAUAUUUACGAUGUGACAUGGUAUGCAGGGAAGGUAGAAGUGUUUGUCAUUCCAGACGAGACGCAAGGAAAAAAUUACAAAAUAACUUUAUUCGACUUGAAACAAUUAGUGAAAAAAAUAGCAGAAAGAUUAAAGGAGCUUGAAAUAGAUGAAGAAAUUAUUAUUUUGCCAUUUUUUGAGUUAGUCGUUUCAUCUCUUCCGAGUAAAAAUAUCCUUGUGUGUAGGAGGGACUGGUGUAGUAAUGCUGGAAAGGAAGUCACCGUUUUUUUUAAGGACAAUAUAUUUCCUCCAUUGGAAGGUAUACUUCUAGGAUCCCCUAGCGUCUUUCACCUAAUUAUAAAUGUUAAUUAUGAGCGCAUAGAAAAUUUGGAUGUUCACACUAUCGAUAAGGUGAUUCUUAAAGACAGCAAAGAUGAACUUCGGGGCCACAUUGUGCUUAAGGCUGGUAUGGAGAACAAAGUAGGAGAAAAAUCCGACUCAGUUGGAGAGUCAGCCCCUAGUGGAGGAGACUCAGAAAGGGAAAAUUUACUUGCAUCUGAAGGAGACCCCCCAAUUGAUGCACCUCUGAAUGGGCAUGACGACGAUGGUGAUGAUGACGAUGAAGGGAUAAUGACCAGGAGGACAGGAUUCGAUGAACUGCAGAAGUUAAAGGAUAUCGAGCGCGUGGGCGCUAAUUCGCUAAAUGCUAGUCAGAUUCGCACUAAUCAGCUCCGUAGGGACGACGCCGAUCAGGUUGGGGGUAAAGGCGGCACACGUACCGAUCUGGACGGUAUCAGGCCGGUUAGUAGCAUUAAUCGGUUGGGCGAUGAUGAAGACGCAGAUAGGGUGCAAAAGCAGGGCCUCGAGGAGAAUGAAGAGGAAGAUGAUGAUGAAGAUGAUGAUGACGAAUCCUACGAUGACGUCGCUGAUGAGGGGGACAUGUACGGGGUAGAUGAUGAUGGAGAUGACUCAGAUGGGGGGGACAUCUACGGGGAGGACGAGGAAGAUGAUUACCUGUCAGAGGAGUGA
Messenger RNA from Plasmodium knowlesi strain H, 2604 nucleotides. Its product is annotated as conserved protein, unknown function. The record is from RefSeq and is a predicted model, not a curated record. NCBI's taxonomy places the organism in Eukaryota, Apicomplexa, Aconoidasida, Haemosporida, Plasmodiidae. The coding region runs from base 1 to 2604 and encodes 867 amino acids. The transcript is spliced from 3 exons.